Gymnodraco acuticeps is the source of this 6124-nucleotide messenger RNA. Its product is annotated as collagen alpha-1(XXII) chain-like. Lineage: Eukaryota; Metazoa; Chordata; Actinopteri; Perciformes; Bathydraconidae. The record is from RefSeq and is a predicted model, not a curated record.
CACACACUGCUCCCUCCCACUCUGUCCCACAAGGUUGCUGAAGCUCACCUCACCUCACUUUUUGACAACACUCAACACUGGAUUGUCUCCCUGGAUUAAAUGAUAAUCUAUUUGUGAUUUUUUGACACAUGCAGGGGGAGAUAUCUUGGAUUAUUAUAAUCACUUAGAUAAUGAUGCUGCUCACCCGGUGCUGAUUCAGGGUGUAGACAGAGAGAGAGAGAAACACCUCAGGAACGCUCACUAACAAGUGAAAGGACAGACUGGACAGCUUGAUGGUGGUAAUAAGUUAAACUAAACAGACCCAAACCGAGGACGAGAUGGAAUUACGACUGGGAUGUAGGAUCACCCUGGUCUUGGUCAUCCUCGCCUUGACUCUUUCCGGAGAGAUGGUGGAAGCACAGAGGGCAGGAUGUAAGAAUGUCCACUAUGACUUAGCGUUCAUCCUUGAUACCUCGUCCAGUGUUGGAAGAGAGAACUUUGAGAAGAUCCGACAAUGGGUGUCCAACAUUGUGGACUCUUUCGAUGUGGCACCAGACAAGACCAGAGUAGCCGUGGUUCGCUACAGCGACACGCCCACCACUGAGUUCACUUUGAACAAACACAGGUCCCUGGAGGAUGUGAAGCGAGCUGCCAGUGAAAUAGUUUACCGGGGGGGAAAUACAAUGACCGGGGACGCUAUCAGCUACACCACCAACAACAUCUUCACGGAGCGAAACGGAGCCAGACCCAAAGCCAGAGGCAUCCAGAGAGUGGCCAUCCUUCUCACAGAUGGUCUGAGCCAGGAUUACGUUUUGGAGCCCUCCAAAGCCGCUGCCGCUGCCGGCAUCAGGAUGUUCGCCGUGGGGAUCGGAGAGGCGUUGAAGGUGGAGCUGGAGGAGAUCGCGGCCGAGCCAAAGAACGCCCACGUCUUCUAUGUGACGGACUUCAAUGCCAUCGACAAGAUCAGAGGCAGGCUGAGGAGGAGGCUGUGUGAGAAUGUCCUGUGUCCAAACAUGAAGGUUCAACCUGAUCGGUUCAAGCCCAACAGCUCCAGUUAUGGUCUUGAAGAGGUUCCAGGGUUCGACCUGAUGAAGUUCUUUAACGUGAGAGACAUCCUGGGGACCAGAAUCGAUGAAGGCCAGAGUGCUUACGUUCGCCUCGGCACCAUGCCCAUUGUACAGCAAACAGAGGAUGUGUUUCCUCAGGGUUUGCCAGAUGAAUACGCCUUUGUGACCACGUUCAAAUUCAGGAAGACCUCAAGACGGGAAGACUGGUACCUCUGGCAGGUCUUCGACAAAUAUGGAAUCCCACAGGUGUCCAUUCGUCUGGACGGAGAGAACAAAGCGGUGGAAUAUAACGCCGUCGGCCUGAUCAAAGACGCGGUCCGAGCCGUGUUCAAGAACCCUGAAGUCGACAAGCUGUUCGACCGCAACUGGCACAAGAUCGCCAUGAGCGUGGAGGCCAAGUCCGUGUCUCUGUAUCUGGACUGCAAACUGAUCCAGACUCUGCCCAUCGGGGACCGCGAGGACAUCGACAUCCAGGGGAAGACUGUGAUCGGGAAGAGGCUAUACGACAGCGUGCCCAUCGAUUUUGACCUCCAGAGGAUGAUGAUCUACUGUGACUCCAAGCAUGCAGAGCUGGAAACCUGCUGUGAUAUUCCCGAUGGACCUUGCCCUAAGAAAGUGGUUACAGAAGCCCCCCCCCUGGAGAUCCCCACCCCCACACCGACUGCAGUGGAGCAGAAAAGAGGACCUGAAGCGAACUGCUCGUGCCCAGAGGGAGAAAAGGGAGAUAUCGGUGUGCCCGGUGUGGCAGGACCUAAGGGUGAUAAGGGUGUCUCUGGCCCUAAGGGCGCCGUCGGAACGUCUGGAGUCAAAGGAGCAAAAGGAGAAACUGGCAAAGUAAACUCUGUUAAAGGUGACAGAGGAGAGAAGGGUGAUUCAGGCAGGAUAGGGUUGACAGGUGCUCCUGGACAUAAAGGAGAGAAGGGGCUCGGUGGUGUGCCAGGUAUCGACGGAUUAUCUGGAGACAAGGGCACAGCAGGACUGGCUGGUGAUGCAGGGCCUGAAGGUCCAGCUGGAACAAAGGGAAUUCAAGGAGAUGAAGGAACUCCUGGCUCAUCGGGACCAAAGGGUGUCUCUGGUGAAUCCGGUUCAAGGGGUGACAAAGAAGUACAAGGAAACAAGGGCGAGGCAGGUUUCGAUGGAUUCCCCGGCAAACCUGGUGUUCCUGGGAAAGAUGGUGUGAAAGGACUGUCUGGUGCUUCUGGGCUCUCUGGAGUUAAAGGCGUCAAGGGGGAGAGAGGCCUUCCCGGAUUACCUGGGGAUGUGGUUCAGAGAGAAGGCUUACGGGGUGACAAGGGAGAUGCUGGUCCUCCUGGUCCUCAAGGGCCCGAGGGUCCCCAGGGGCCUCAGGGUUCUCCCGGGAUAACGGGGCAAACCGGGACCCCCGGAGAGUUCGGUCUGAGGGGCAAGAAAGGUGAAAGUGGAUUGCCUGGAGUGGACGGGCUUCCUGGAAUCUCUGGUAUUCAUGGUCCAGCUGGGACAGCAGGAAGCAAAGGGCAGACUGGACCUCCUGGUCUACCUGGUGAAAUAGGAUUUUCAGGCAAACACGGGGAGCCAGGGAAGUCUGGUCUUUCUGGUAAAGACGGACUGGACGGUCUUCCUGGAAACGACGGUGCCACGGGUCCCAGGGGAGAGCGCGGAGCAGAUGGUUUUGCAGGAGAGGCCGGAUCCAAGGGUGAAGACGGGCCUCCGGGGCCCAGAGGACCUCCAGGGGAGAGAGGAGUGUCUGGUUCCCCUGGUCUGUCCGGUGUGGCUGGAGGGAGAGGAGACAGAGGCGUCCCCGGAGAAAGAGGAGUGGCUGGAACCUUUCGGACCAAAAGGAGACAGAGGAGACAAGGGGAUGCCUGGAGAGAGGAGAGAAGGGGGAUCAAGGGACCCGGACCCAUGGGUCAGGGAGGGCUUCCUGGAGAACAAGGCUUUAAGGGACCAGCUGGGUUGGCGGGUCCUCAGGGAGAGACUGGACUGACGGGAGAGACCGGACGAGUUGGAGACCCUGGUCCACCUGGCAUAGCUGGUCCUUCGGGUCUUCGUGGAUUACCAGGGAAUGUGGGCAUCCCCGGGAUCAUCGGGCCUCCGGGUCCAUCCGGACAGAGAGGAGACAAGGGUGAAGCAGGUAAACCCGGACAGGCCGGACCUGCAGGCCGAGGCGGAGACCCCGGACUGACCGGACUGACCGGACCCCCAGGGAAAGGGAAAGAGGGACAAAACGGGGAUCCAGGACCACAGGGAAUCCAAGGACCUCCAGGACCAAAGGGACAAACCGGGUCACGAGGAGAACCGGGGUCACCGGGGGACAGAGGAUCAGAGGGAGGGAAAAGUAACCCCCCCCCCCCCCCGGGAAAAGAUGGACAACCUGGACCUGCGGGCUUGAGGGGUCUAACAGGAGUCGCCGGACAAAUGGGUCCUGCAGGACAUAAUGGUUUACCAGGACGGCCGGGAGACAAGGGGUCACAAGGAGAGCCUGGAAAGGCAGCUGACCUCUCUGACCUGGAUCUGAAGGAUGUUUGCUCAGACUGCCCUGCAGGCCCAGCUGGAGCACCCGGUCUCCCAGGAGUCCCCGGAGAGAAAGGACACAUCGGACCUCCAGGGAAAGAUGGUCAAGACGGUUAUCAAGGCUCUCCGGGAACAGCUGGACUUCAAGGGCCCCCUGGAGCUGAUGGAGCAAAGGCAAUAAAGGGUGACCGAGGACCCCCUGGGGCGCUGGAGACCAAAGGAGACAAUGGGUCACCCGGACCUCCAGGUCACCCAGGUGCUGCUGGAAUAAUGGGAACAGCUGUUAAGGUAAACGAUGGUCAGCCGGGUCCUCUCGGCCCCCCGGGGCCCACUGGGAGAAAAGGGCAAAGGGGUCUCAAAGGAAUCCAGGGACCACCCGGUCUCCUCGGAUUAAUCGGUCAGGAUGGAAUAAUGGGCAAAGAUGGGCAACCAGGAGAAACUGGAGAAUGUGGCACGCAAGGUGAACCUGGACCUCAAGGAAACCAGGGGCUCAGGGGGCUACCGGGCUUUAAGGGCCACAGAGGAGAACCUGGACCUGCAGGAACUAAGGGAGAGGAUGGGAAGUCUGGGUCUGCUGGGCAUGAUGGAAAACCUGGAAAGGAGGGCUCUAUGGGAACUCCAGGCAGAGAAGGACUUAUUGGACCAAGAGGAGAACAGGGCAAGCCAGGUGAACCGGGUCCAUCGGGGAAAUCAGGACUCCCUGGAACUCCUGGAACCCGGGGAGACAAGGGAGAGCCCGGAAACCCCGGAUUGCCAGGCUUUAGUGGCCCUAAAGGCCCCUCGGGUCCAUCUGGUCCAGUCGGCCCAGAGGGAAAACAGGGUAUGCCAGGCAGAGUUGGUGAUCAUGGUACCAAGGGAGAAAAGGGUGACGGUGGUACGAAGGGAGAUAAAGGACAUUCAGGAGAGUCAGGUAUGCCCGGAAACCCCGGAUCCCCCGGCAGGAAGGGCCACACGGGGAUGAUGGGCAUGUCGGGGCCCCCGGGAGAAUUGGGCGCUCCUGGGUCACAGGGACCUUCAGGAAACCCAGGGAUCCCCGGACAGAGGGGAGAGUCGGUAUCACUGGAGCAGAUGAGACGCCUCAUCCAGGAGGAGCUGUCCAAACAGUUAGAUGCCAAAAUGGCCUACCUAAUGGCUCAGUUGCAGCCGGCCCAUGUGAAGAGUACUGCCGGCCGCCCAGGACCCCCUGGUCCUUUAGGAAAGGAAGGAUCUUCUGGACGCCCGGGACCCCCUGGAGAGUCUGGUAUGCCCGGACAGAACGGAGGAGAAGGAUCCAGGGGACCCUUGGGCCCUAGAGGUGAGAAAGGAGGAAGAGGAGAAAAGGGCGAAGCUGGAGUCGGCGACAGAGGAGAACAAGGACCCGUCGGCCCCAUAGGUCCAGCCGGUCUGCCUGGUUACGGUAAAGAUGGAAGCCCAGGACAGGCAGGGACCCAGGGAGAGCCAGGGAACCCCGGACCUCAUGGUCAAACUGGUCCUUCAGGUCCUACUGGCCAAUGUGACCCGACCCAGUGUGCCUACUACGCCAGCCUGGCACAAAGACCCCACACCAAAAAUGUCAAGGGGACUUAAGUAAGAAGAGUCACAAAGAGCGGCUGUAUUUAUGAACUUGGUCAGAAUCAAGAACUUUUUCAAGAUAACCUCAGUACGGAGGGCUGAAGCAAUAUGUGCUGCCGGUCAGAUUCUUAGUUUUGUGUUUUUGGUAAGGGGGAUUAAGCAUCAAGAGACUUUUUCACAUUUCAUAUGGGGGUAAAGAGGGCAGCUAAGCAGGUUUUUCACUACCAUGCUUCAUGUAGGGAGAUACCAAUGAUGAAACUCCCUCCUCUAAAACCCCAUAUCAGGAGGUAAGAUUCGGGAGUGUGAUAUUGUAGCGUUACAUCAGUAAUCAUGUUAAAAAAAGUUCAGCUUUUCUUCGAUUUCUCGCAGGAUAAUGUCUGCACCAUGGGUUUUCCUUUCUCUGCCUUACACCACUUUGCAUCAGUUACCAUUCACAUCCACUGUCCUACAUUUAAGCAAUAGUUGUCAGGUACUGCUCACUAAAUUGAUCUCUUGCUGUGAGUCUAUUGGUAAUUACUCAGCCAGGGGAAAUAUCUGCUCUAUUGUCGUUGAUGACGAAGGGGGAGGACAGACUCACUCAAAUUUAAAAUAGUGAUUUUGUGUAGGAGUGUUAACGAGUUAGUGUCAAGAGUGAUGGAUGACCACUUUUAUUCACUUCUUGCUUCCAAGCAUCUAGCAGUGUUCUUAUUUGGCCUCGUUUUUUAUCCAAAAACAUGUGGAAAAUGUAAUUACUUUUAGAAAAACAACCACUCCCUUUUUAAAAGUUGAAUGUAGAUGCAAUGUGAUCUUUUAGACAGUAGCAGAGCAAGCAUCAGCAUAUUGCUUCUGUCACAACUCAAACAUUAAAUCCUUGGAAACGUUUUUUGGAGAGAUUUGCAGGUUCCAUAAUUCAAUUGAUUUGCCUUAAGAAAAUGCAGCACACACACAACCCACACCAGGGCCGGACUGGGACAAUAAGUCAGGCCGGGAGUUAUACACCCAGCCAGGCCACUACCAGUUUUAUUUGUCAAUUUUUACAGCGUUGCUGCCCAUAGUGA